This is a messenger RNA of Physella acuta, 11749 nucleotides long. RefSeq lists its product as uncharacterized. The record is from RefSeq and is a predicted model, not a curated record. Lineage: Eukaryota; Metazoa; Mollusca; Gastropoda; Physidae.
AGGUGUGUUGACGUGGCGACUUGACGCGUUGUGUCAUUCUUACCCAGCUUUAUUUGUAAACACUGCGUGUGUUGUGAUGAGAAUCUUGUAACACAUUUCACACUAGUGCUGUUGACGUCAUUCCGACCUGCAUCUGCAUGUCGAUUGAAACAGGUGUUACAUAACUCGGUUUUGGAUUUCAAUCUUCACUCGAUCGUACCUCGAGCUGUUAAUGCAUGCUAAUUUAUUCAAAUACGAGUUGAACUAGAGAAGACCCAUGAGGUCCAUAAACGCAACCAUCAAUAGUAAGUCGAGUAUUGCCAGGUUUCCGGAGCUUUGUGUUGCCAGAUUAUCCGACUGCUUGUAUUGCCACAUUGGCCGUUUCACUGGAUUAUAUUUCCCGUUGCCCAAUGAUUUAGGUGACUUGGAGUUGAGUACGAAUUAGUCACUGGAAGAUAUAAUGUCGCUCACACGCACAGGUGCUGUCGCGUCUGUUGGACAAAUUGCGUUGAUGUUACUCAACAUUGAUCCUAUUUAAAGCACAUAACAUUAGAGGAUUGAUUAAAUAGCUGACAUGCUUUUUGGCGCAGUAUAAAGGAAUUAAACAGCCGUAUAUGUCUACAUUUUACACAUGUGUGGAGCACAUAGUAGGUUUGACACACAUGUUUGAGCACAUAGUAGGUUUGACACAUGUGUAUGAGCACAUAGUAGGUUUGACACAUGUGUAUGAGCACAUAGUAGGUUUGACACAUGUGUAUGAGCACAUAGUAGGUUUGACACACGUGUUUGAGCACAGGUUUAAAACGUGUGUAUGAGCACAUAGUAGGUUUGACACAUGUGUAUGAGCAUAACUUGAGAUGUGUUGUCGUAACACAUCACACAUCACCGUACAUGGACUUGAACCCAGCUGUUCCUAACGUGACGUCACGUAGAUCUUUACACGGCGUCCACGCCUGAUUGAUUUCCCGUCACGUGAUGCCCUCGUCUCGUGUCUCGUCUGGUCAGUCUGGUGAAACGUGUCUGUGUCUCAAACAAAGACAGUCACACAUCUGACGUCACGACUUGCAAGUCAGCAGGCAACCAGAACAGAGACCAUUUUUUUAGCGCCUUCUACAGAUUUUAAAAAAUUAAUCAACAUCUUGAUCCGACAUCAACAACACAAGCAAUAAGCCUCCAACAGCCAAUAAAACAACUUCUACAACAACCGACACAACAACUACUACAACAAACUACAACAACCGAUACAGCAACCAGCACCAACUCCAACAGCUGCGAUAUCUUACGUUUGACCACGGCCAACAAAAAUGGUUCGUGUCUCGCAGCGAAUAUUUGACUCGUGGUCGACGAUCCGAGCUUUUGUUUGCGCCGUCUAAAUAAAUCAUUCGAUGACUGCCCUUGUUUUCCUAAAGGGGAACAACUGACCACCAAGGGGAAGCGACUCACAACAAGGGGAGUGAAGCGUGGAGUAAGUUUGAUACGAUCUAGAGAUUAUACUGUAAGGAUUACUUAUCACCAAGUCCAAUGCUGACCGGCGUGGAUUAGAGUUUGUGUUGUCCGAGAUUUGACCAGCGAACACAAUUGUUGGAUUUAGCGGUUCAAGCGUGGCACGCAUUAAGGGCGUUGAAUCCAGUCGAUCUUUGUGUUGUGUUGUAUUGUGUUGUGUAGAGGCGGAAAUUUAGGAUUUGCCAUAGUUAUACGUCAUCUCACGCGAAGUUAGCCAACGCGUGCUUCUUACGUGCUACUUUAUACGUCAUAAGGCAACUACUUUCUACUUUUAACAAUACUAUUUAUAGGAAACUAUACGUCAUACAUGCCAUUAUAUCUGACGUUAUACCGACCGCAACUUCCUACGACAUAGGAUCAAGCUAAUCCAAAAACACCCGACAGUCAUAGAGUGAGCCGUAUUAAAGCAGGGGCAUUCACUCUGAGAAUCUUGAUACAAACUAGUUUCCGUUUUUUUUUUUUUUUUGCGUGUAAGGAUUUAUAUCAGCCGGCAUCGGGCAAGGUUCAUGAUGGAGAAAUUCAAGGUUACUUUACACGCUGGGUCAUCUUGACCUAGGGCCAGUCGACCAUCUAUUUUUAGCAAUUACCAAAGCUUCCGUCUUUUGAUGCCUGCAACUGAAUUGAUUGGUCUUCAACUCAUUAUACUGAUGUCAACAUCAACUCAUUAUACUAUGUCAACAUCAACUCAUUAUAGUGAUGUCAACAUUUCGUUAUACUGAUGUCAAACCAUUGUCAUUAAACCUAUUUCAAUAACCUGACAUACUGCCUUCAACGACUUAACGCUACAACAUCUAGCUGAAUCUGAAUGCACACAUCAUCAACCACCCACUAGCACACUACAACAACGCUCCAGCUUUAGGCACAGUUAGAACCUCUACAUGUCUACCUUCAUACCUGGUCACGCUUGAUAGACUCCCCUACCUACUUACAUAUCUAGCUGCAGACACCCGCGUUCAGUCAAGCGUGACACUGUCGGAACUGUGUCACAUAAACAAAGCGCCAAUCCGGCGAACUUGUUUGACUAGGACUUUAAGACGUUUGUAGAAUGUGUGGGACGUCACGACGACGUCUAUUUCACGUCUGAUGUUCAGUGGACGGUUAGGUGGAGUAGGACUAUUUUUAGCAGGAGAGAAAAAAACAUUUGAAACGUGUUCCCCGUUGGUUUUAAUAACUGGAGGUUUUUAUCUGUUAAGAGCUGUCUAGAGAUAAAAAGUUAGCAAUGUGACUAGGUUUGCUUUAAAACAAGAUCUGGACUAGGACUAUUCGGAUAAUGGCUUGUUUGUAUACAGAAUCGUGUAGCGUGCAUUUGCAUUGUUUCGUAAAUGCAGAUCUUUAAGAGAUUCUUUUAAUCCGGAAAUUUGAGGAUUUUUAUCUGGAGAGCGACCCCAAAAUGGAUCGUUGGUUGCCGAAGGGAUCGGGGGUCCCUCCUCAGUCUGACGGGGCCUUUGAGAGGUUUCUGACUGCGGCCAUCGCCACCAUCAUCACCAUCAUGUUUUCUUGGAGGAUGUUGGAUAAGCUGAAUGAGGAAGAGAGGAGAGGGGACGCUAUGGAGGAGGGAGGUCACCAGCGUGACGUAGCCGCCUCACCUGGCGCGGUCACUUCAACACCCCACCGGCCGGCGGGAAAUGGACCACAGCAGGCCACGCCCACCCGCGGGUCGGCACGGGGGCUGAGCUUCGAGCUGACCACCCUCAAGCCGAUCAUUCGUGUGCCGGUGGAUCUACCGCUGGACGGUGACGAGGAGAGCUCCGACCCUGAGACUAUUUAUAGACCAGCUUGGGAAACCACGGUGUUUUCCCGGCCUUUGCUCGUGGCUGACACUAAAAUUAUCGAUCGACUUGACGCAGGUGCUGGCGACACACAACAAUGCGGGCUCGGUGACGGGAAUCGAUACUCGCCGUACUCGGUACCUUCUUCCGGUCUGAACAACAACAACACGGUGAGCGAGAACACGGGGCCGGUCAUUCAACGACUCACCGAGCUGUCGGCAGCAACACGAGCCACGGAGCCGCUGGCAGCAACACGAGCCACGGAGCCGCUGGUUGACUCAAGCGUCGAGGAUGUGGAGGCGCCGCCCCGGGGGGACAUGAACCUCAACGUCAGCACCGACAGCAGCAGCGGCGCCAACAGCAGCAAAGAGGAGUACCGCCACAUCUUAGACGACGACAACUACCACCCGUACCGGGACCGCUACAAUGAGCCAGAUAAAUAUUUUGAAACGGACCUGGACGACGAUUUACUGGGGAUACCCGAUGAGAGGGACUACAGGAACGAGUACGGGUACGACUACGACGACGUCCAGCCGCGAGAGCUGGACUCAGACGAGGAGCUGUUUUGUUGCUCGGUGCUAGAGCCCAUCAUAGAGGAGGACUCGGACGACAUCACCACAUCCAGCGACAGCAACAGGAGCAGCAACAGCAACAAAAGCAGCAACAGCAGCCGAGGACAGGGCGAGAGCGGGAAGGAGGGUGAGUACGAUCUCGAAUACGAGGAACGAAAACGCGGCGUGACGUACGACAGCCGGACCGGGAGGGUCAAAGGUCGACCCUACUUCAACACAUCGGAGAAUCCCACGUCCCGCGAUGCGCAUGCGUCAACGCAAAGUAGGCCAAACACGGCUGUGCCAUCACGGAGACCCGUCACGCACCUGAGUGGUCGCUUGCCUGACCCAGAUAACCACGGCGCAGGUCUAACGGACGUAAACAAGACCGUGGCUGCUGAUCCGGAUAUCGCCUCGCAGACGACAGACGGCGUACUACACAGCAGUGACAAAAAUUUCAAAUCUGGUCGCAGUCAAUAUCCAUCGGAUUUCAAACCCAGCGGAGUGGAUUUUAGUGUGGAUACUUUCGUGGAUGAUCCAGAUGUGCUGAGUGCUAAGGAAUACGUUGAACAUAUCCGUGCUUUCGGUAGCAGUGUUGAUAAGCACAGCAAGUCGGGUGGUGUUUUGAAUACACAAAGUGACAUUCCGGUUUCAAGAGGAUUUCCGCAUUCUGAUAGCAGCACAGGUGAGGCGGUGGUUAGUUCUGAAACACAGGUAGACCCUGUUCGUGUUGAUGGCGCGCGUGAGAAACCUGCUCACGCGGUGACCGCGGGUGAGGAAAGUAACUCUGAGAGUGACGAGUCGGUGAGGACGGUCAUCACUCGCGAGGCGUCCUCUGAGAGCAGUGAUAGCCCCAUUCACGCGGCGAGUUAUCUACGCACUAACUUUGUGAAAACCAAACGGCCCGUCAGUGACGGCGCCGCCUAUGCUAACAAGAGGUUGAAAGGAGAGGAGGAGAAAGAGGCGUUUUACAGAGAUAGGUAUGUGAGUGAGGGAGGGGGUGUGGCGUUUGAUGAUGAAGACGACGAUGAAGAGGAGGACAAGUACGAUUUGAAAGCUUACAAGUCCUACGCGGCCUUGAACUCUGAAGGUCUAUCACCCCAGAGGACUCGGGAGGGUUUUACGGACAGUGGUGUGGGGGAUAAGGUGAGUCAAGAGCUGGACAUUGACUGGUCACGUGAUGUAAGGACAGUGAGGUUUGAAGGUCAAGGCGUGAGUAGAGUGUUGCGUGACACAGAGGACGAUGAUGUGGGGAAACGUGAGUACUUAAGUGAGGUGAAGGGUGAUCCUGAGAGUAUGGAGAGGGAUAGUUUCUUGAGAGACGUGAGUGGAGAGACGAGAGGGAGCGAGGCGGGAGAGGAGGACUGGGAGGAGAACGUGAUUGAGGAGACCUUCGUGAUCCCCAUCACGCCGGAGAGGGCCAUCAUUCGCACGCUGCAGAACGUCAAGGACCUGCUGGACAGGAGGAGCUACCGGCGUGAUGACCUCAUACCACGUGACGAGGAGGAACCGGAAGAGGAGCCGGAGGAUGUACGUCACGAGCUGGUGCCGCACGUGCAGGAGGAGCCCAUCGACGACGAGUGCCAGAGCUCGUGCACCACCAUGAUGAUUGAGGUGGACGGGUUCGGAUCCGCCGGGUACGAGGACGACAUGGGGUACCUCGACCAGGUGGACGCGGUGGCGCGGACAGACCGGACCCUGAAGGAGAAGCUGGGGUUCGAGCUCAACCUGGACGAGUUUAAAACGGACGAGUACAUGACGGAGAGCGGGUUCCCUAUCGUUAGGUACAUUGAGAAGGAGAGGGUGUAUAUAGACGAGCAAGGUCAUGAUGACCAGAGGGUGGAUGAGGAGAUGGAGGAGGGAGAUGAUGGGAGGGUGCAGGAGAUGAUGUAUAGCACGGAUGAUAUUGAUGAUAUCAAGGAUAUUGACUUUAUCGAUGAUGAUGAGGAAGCGAAUAACAAUAAGCCGAAAGAGGUUCAGGAAACCGAUUUAGAUAAGAGCGAUGAGGAGUAUGAAGAAGAGGAGGAUGAUGAGGAAGAGGAAGAAAGCGAAGAAGAGGAAGAAAGUGAUGAAGAAGAAAGCGAUGGAAAAGAAAGCGAUAGAAAAGAAGACGACAAACCAGCGAGUAGUGCUGAAACCAGUGCCUUAAUUCACGAGCCAAAGUUCGCCUACCUGGACACAGGUGUCGCCAUGAAACAAACACCAGCCAUGGUGGAGACACCACAGAGAGGGGCCCAGCGGCCCCCACUCCCGGCCAAACCCAACUUUGCUAAACUGGAGUACGGGGCCGUCACCUCCCCAACCUUGGCGGCGCCCUCUCCAAAACCAGGAUCCACGCCCUCGUUCACCCCGUCGGUCCGCGCUGAAAUGCGUUCCCUCUCCCCUCCCCCCAUUGAGGUGUUCAAACCUACUCAGCCAACAGACCGCCUGGCCGUGACGUCACCGCGCGCGCCACCAACGGCCACUCCUACCGUUGAGCCUAGGUCUACCUCCCCUGGUCACCCAACCUUACCCAAACAUUCUGCCACCAACUUUGCCUACGACAGCCCCAAAAAGCCGUUAAUAGAUUCCGACACUCGCUGCGAACCGGCUGAUGACUUCAACUCGUUUCUCCGCGACAUCCCGGCAUUCAGCGAGCCGGCUGAGGAGGGCUACGAGGAGUUUGUGCGACAUAUUUCUGAAAAGGAUGAAACGCCUGAUAGCGUGGAGCCGGAAGCUCUUACACACCUACAGACACCUCUGUCUUCGUCGGGAAUUCUAAGCGGGAAUUUGGCAUCGAAGAAGGAUGUGUUUAAGUUUCCGAAUGACGGGAGGACCCUGUCCCCCACACCACUGGUGAGUGAGGUCAAGCCGAGUGAGAGUGAGAGAAAGGCGGAGAAACGGUCAGAAGACGGCCCGGGGGAUGACAGUGACCCGAAGAAAGCCAAGCUAAAGAGGACGUCGACGGCCCAGAGUGAGGCUGAGCUUGGCGUGUUUGCUAGAAGGUCACCCCUGGGAUCAGUGGGGGACGAGUCCAGUGGCAUCUUGAACCGAUCGUUUGAGGACAGCCGAAGUUUCGCCCUGGAGCGGUACGACUCGGAACCAGGUAUGUUUAAGUCUGGCAGCAGGGAGAGCUUAUCUAGGAGCCGGAGCCGGGAAGGCUUUGUCGAGUCUCCGACUGCUGACAUGAAGAUGACAGACUGGCGGGUGUUCAGCUCCCCGCGCCCCGUGAGUGGGGUGUCGGUGGAGCCGUCGCUGGACGUCGUGCUGGAGACCCCGGUCCCACGGUCGGACUCGGUCUCGUCGGCCGACGCCCCCGCCACUCCCACUGUCGCCAUUAAAGUCGAGCCGUGUCCUGACGUCACGCCCCAGCAGGUGCAGUGGACGCGGGUCAUCCCCGGCUCGAACUUUGUGGAGGAGAAACUCUCCCCCACGUCCAGCACGUCCAGCAUGACCGGCACCACCAUCGUGACCAGCGCUACCGUCGUGACCAGCGCUACCAUCACAAACACAACCAGCAUGACGGACACCACCAAGUUGACCAGCACCACAGGGCUGUCCACCAUGACCAGUUCAACUAAAAUAACCAGCACCACCAAGAUGACCAGCAUGAUGACCAGCAGCACCAGAAUGACAAGCACCAGCAGCAGCACCAACACGGACAGAACGCCCCGGAAGUUACCCGACACGCCGGAGCGGAAGAUUGAGGUGGCUGCUGUCGGUGCUACGGUCAUCGAACGCCCCGAGCUGAUGGGCCUGGAGUUUGCUGACGCUGACGCCAUUGGUCCGGAGAUCGCGUCACCAACGUUGGGUAACGAGAGGUUCGAGAUCAAGAUGGAGGUCAGGCCCACCAUUUUACCAAUUCUUGACAAAAAGGCCUUGAGGUUAAACCUCAAUAAACAGCCAGUGGUAGAUAAAAAGGAAGAAGAAGAAGAGAGUGAUUUAACGGACGAGGAGGAUACAACAGAUGAUGAGGAGGAUGAAGAAGAAAGCGAUGAGGUAGAUAAUGAAAGUGACGUUGAUAAAAUUGACGGUAAAGAGAAAAGCGAGGUGAAAGAGGAUUUGAAGAAAGUAGAAAUUGUUGAGACGAACACUCACAAAUCUCACUCGAUGGACAGCGUUGAUGACGUGCUCCCGCAGGACACCACUUCCACGUCAGUGCUGACGUCACCUGGUCCGGUCUCCGACUCCGCCCUGGACUCCCCCGUCCUGACGGCCAAAUCGCUGCCCCAGCCCAUGUCCGUCCCGUUCCGUGGCACGGCCUGGGCGCAUGCGCAGUUCGGCCAGGCGCCGCCGCAGAAGCCGCGGACGAUGAGGGAGAUCAAGAAAAAGUUCAAGCCCUACAAGUCUGUGCUGACCCAGCCCCCCAGCGGGCCGACCACGCCCACCUCGCCAAAAAUCGCACCCUUCGUCCUCCCCGACAACCUGCUCACGCCCAGCAGGUUAAAAAUAAUUCAGUCCAGGAACAAAUUUUUGAGUGAGCAGAACUUAAACUCAGACGCCCUCUCUGGUGAGUUCGCCUCGCGUAAAGAAAACCUGCUGCAAGCUCCAGCGCCCUCUAAAGAACGGAAAUACACGCCCAAGUUCACGUCCAGCAGUCUGAAGUACCGGAGUCAGGAGCAGCUGGACAAAAUCAUGAACAUGAUCAACUUGUCACGGAAGUCGGAGAGCAACUUGCACACGGCACACGUCGACUGCCUGCACGACGACUGCAUCUUCUCCGAGCAGGGCCGGCGCGACAUCAUGGACAAGGCCCUGUCCAUCGACAACAUCCACACGGACCUGUACAAGCAGCUGCUCAGGCUGGAGGCAGAUGCGAACACGAAAGAUCUGGGCGACGCCUACUUCCCAGAGACCAAUAGCGAUUUGUUUGACCUAACCUUUCCAUUUCAGGAUGACCGCAGACAGGUGCUAGACCGCCCGGCCAGCAUGAGUGAGCUACGUCACGCCUCUGACUACACCACGAUCAGUGGGUCAGGGGUGGAUUAUUAUGACACUCCUAACUCUAAAUCGGCCGGUAAGGGCCGGUUUGCGAGCAGACAGUACAAAAAGUCGAAGAGUUUGUGCACGUUAGAGACCAACCUCGACGACCCCUUCACCACGUCCCCGACGGGGGAUAACCUCCAGAGGGUGCCCUCAGUCCACGAGCUCCGCAUCAGCAAGUCUCUCCAGAAGCUCAACGUCCCCAACUGGUACAAGCAGUCAAGCCUGUCCAAGAGCGGCAGCUGUCUGCUCAAGUAUGGCUCCUCCUCCACCAUGUCCUCCUGGCAGUUCUCCCCCAGCCUCAUCUCCUCCCCCUGCACCACCCCCUCCACCUCCUCCAAUGUGGUCAUCAAGACCCGAGUCCAACCCCCCACCUCUGCACGCAACCUCCGCUCCCCUCGCUACCCCUCCAAGUCCGCCCCCACCACGCCUUCAUUUAUGAACCAAUCAGAUGACACCGAGAGCAAGCCGACCACGCCCACGCCGGUGAAGCUCCCCAGCGACAAGAUGCGCACCAAAGACAAGCCGAAAGCUCUGAUGCCAAUACCCAUCGUGCCGUUCGACAGGAUCAGAGCCAUGUUCGAGAAGAAAAAAGAAGAGCCCAAACAGGAGCCCAAACCUCAGCGGGGGGAGAGCCCGGCCUCACCUACUUCACCUACCCCCAAACCUCAAGCCAACAAGCCGACCUCUCUUGCCCCGCUCGUCAACGGUGACGACAUGGAUGACCUUUACGAGGACGUCAUACCCAAGGUCAUCGUCUCACCCACUGACCCGAACGUCAAGAGCAUCCUGAAACGUCCCGGCUCUGAGAAACGCUACUCCGACAUCCAGGAGUCGCCGGAACCGGAAGAAGAGCCCUCCAUCAUCCGACCCGUCCCCACCCGACCCGUGGAGUCCACCCCAACCAUAGCCCUGCCCCCCGCCCCAUCCGUCAUCAAGCCGCCAGAGACGUCCAAACCUCAGCCAGAAGAAAAAGUCGCCAUCCGCCCGAAACCCAUCCCAGCAGAGAGGCCAAAGUCCAGUGAGAUCAAGAACAUUCAGAAACCGGUUGAACCACCUAAACCGGUUAUCGAAACCAAACCGGUUAUACAGCCCAAACCAGUUAUUCAACCCAAACCUGUAAUCGAACCCAAGCCGGUGGUUGAGCCUAAGAAAGAUCUAACACCGACGCCCAAGCCGAGGGGAUUUAACUUCUUCAAGUCCCUGCGCUCAUCCUCCUCGUCUUCCUCUGACGACAAGGGCAGUAAGUCUCCCGUCUCGCCGAGUGCUCACCUCAGCCCAGAUUCCAGCUACGAAUCUGAUCAGUUCCCUGCCUCCCCUGUUUCGCGAGUGUCACCCACGGGGAAUAAAUCACCACCAAACGUGGCCAACACCCCUAAAGUGGAGCCUCCACGCAUUGAGGUGUCACCAGUAGCUCAACGCCCCAAAGAUGAUGUGUCACCAUUAGCUCAACGCCCCAAAGAAGAUGUGUCGCCCAUACCUCAGUACCCAAAAGACACCAGAGAACAAAGUAUACCCAAGCCUAGAUCGCCAGAACCCAUCCAAGAAACGAACCUCGAUGAUUCGUUCGACGACCAUCCAAGUACACACCUACCAGCCGUGAAACCUCAGUCCCCACCCCCGCAGUCCCCACCCCCACAGGACCCCCAGCCAGAGAAGAAACGCUCCUGGUUCCCCAAAUCAAAGUCCCCCAAAGCCAAAUCCCCCACGGAGCCUGAGAAACCUCUGGCCAAGCCCAAGCCGAAAGACUCUAAAAUUUCCGAACUUCAGUCACGUUUCCAGGUGCCGGAAAUCGCGUACGAGCCCCGGCGUCUGACGUCAUCGCGAGGCUCGUCUGCUCACGAGGAGAGUUUCACGUCUGAGGAGUCCCGCUCUGACCGUCUGCAGAAAGAAUCAGACGGCAGCAGGUCGCCGCCCUCAUUCCAACACGACAGCCAAUCCAGAGAGAGUGACCACAACACAUCCACCGACCUCGACCGGUCAGUGGAGUCGAGCCAUGCCAGGCCAGAGCCCAGGUCUAAGGACCUCGGCGUGGACUAUUCCAGGAAGCCGGCCGUGGACUCGCGUGAUCCUGUUCGACGUGACCCUGAUCGACGUGACCCUGAACGUGGCAGCGGAAGAGGAGACCCACGUGAUAGAGACUCUAGUUUCAGUUCCAGAGAUGAUGACAGGAGAUACAAGGAUUAUGACAGGAGGGAUAAAGAUUAUGACAGGAGGGAUAAGGAUUAUGACAGGAGGGAUAAAGAUUAUGAUCGAGGAUAUGACAGGAGAGAAAAUGAUAACGGCAGGAGGGAUAGAGACUAUGAUAGACGGGACAGGGAUUACAAAGAUAGAGAUUACGACAGAAGGGAUAAAGAUUAUGACAGAAGGGAUAAAGAUUACGACAGGAGAGACAGAGAGCCAGGCUACGAGACGCCUCGCAGGCAGGACAGGGACUGGAGCCCUCGGGAUAGUGCUCGUGACUUGGACAGAAGCGCCAGAGGAAGUGCCAGAGACGCCGACACCUCCAGGGACUCUCGCAGUUCCAGAAGACCCUCCGAGAACGAGGAGGCGCCGAGACUGCGCGUGGGCGAGUCCCAGGAAUCUCUACGGUCCUCUGGCAGGACCUGGCAGCCCAAGCCCCGGGGGAGUCGCUCCUCUCUCUCCCCUUUCAACCGCGAUGACAGUGGCCGGAGUUCGAAACCGGUAGACGCCAACGGUACGGCGGCUACUUCGCCUUACAGAUACCCCGUAGCUGGCAGUGCCUUCAGCGCGUCACGGCCCAACACAAGCGCUGGACUUAACACACCCCCACCCGCCCGACACGACGUCAAGGCCACCUCCCCUGACUCAGGCAAAAGUCUCAAGGAAACUACAGUAUAACAGACAAGUGGCUGGCACUCUAGACAUCGGGAGUCAGUGCUAGAGUCAGUGCUGGCGUCAGUGCCGGCGUCAGUGUUGGAACAUGUCCUGUCUACACUACACCUACCCCGUCCUGGCCUCCGA